UACAUGUGGACUCCAAGCGGAAACAGACGCAAGCAAGAUGGCAGAUACCGGUGGCAUCGUGGGGAAAGCAGAUAUUCGGACUGUCAUGUGGAACCCUGGCGGAUGGAAAAGUUUGCUUACAUUUAUCAUUCUUGCAUUAACAUGGCUUGCUGGAUUCAGCUCCAGAUUGUUUGCUGUCAUUCGCUUCGAAAGCAUCAUCCACGAAUUUGACCCCUGGUUCAAUUACCGAGCCACUCACCAUAUGGUAGAAAAUGGAUUCUACAAUUUUCUCAACUGGUUUGAUGACAGAGCCUGGUAUCCGCUAGGCAGGAUUGUUGGUGGAACGGUCUAUCCAGGUUUGAUGGUAACUUCUGGCUCCAUCCACUGGCUGUUGCAUUUCCUUAAUAUUCCAGUUCACAUUCGUGAUAUCUGUGUCUUUCUGGCACCCAUUUUCAGUGGCAUGACAGCACUGGCUGUCUAUCUUUUCACCAAGGAGAUAUGGAGUGCUGGUGCUGGUCUCUUUGCAGCAUGUUUUAUAGCCAUAGUUCCAGGAUACAUCAGUCGUUCUGUGGCUGGGAGCUAUGAUAAUGAAGGAAUCGCCAUAUUUGCUCUAAUGUUUACAUAUUACUUGUGGAUAAAAGCAGUCAAAACAGGACAGGUUUACUGGGCAAUAUGUGCAGCACUGUCUUACUUUUACAUGGUGUCAGCAUGGGGAGGCUAUGUAUUCAUCAUCAACCUGAUUCCUCUGCAUGUCUUUGUGCUGCUGCUGAUGGGCAGGUAUUCCACACGCAUAUACACAGCAUAUACAUGUUUCUACAUAGUUGGCCUCCUCUUGUCCAUGCAGAUUCCUUUUGUUGGUUUUCAGCCAAUUAGGACAAGUGAGCAUAUGGCUGCAGCAGGUGUAUUUGCUUUACUGAAUGUCUAUGCUUUCCUGCGCUACAUACAGACAUUCCUCACCAAAGCAGAAUUUCGCUACUUCUUCUUUUUAGCUGUCACAGUGGCAGCUGGUGCUGUGUUUACUGCUGUUGUUGUUUUGACGUGGGCAGGCUACAUUGCUCCAUGGAGUGGUCGCUACUACUCACUGUGGGAUACAGGCUAUGCUAAAAUACACAUUCCUAUUAUUGCCUCUGUGUCAGAACAUCAGCCAACAACCUGGGUGUCCUUUUUCUUUGAUCUUCACAUAUUAGUCUGUGCAUUUCCAGCUGGUGUUUGGUACUGUAUCAAGAACAUCAAUGAUGAAAGAGUGUUUGUUGUUCUUUAUGCAAUCUUUGCCAGCUACUUUGCUGGGGUCAUGGUCCGUCUAAUGUUAACCUUGACCCCAGUAGUGUGUGUCUUAGCUGCCAUUGCCUUCUCUAAAACGUUUGAAAUCUACCUGAAGGAUGAUACUCCCAAAAGUCAACAGAAGAACUCAGAAGAUGGAGGUGACAACAGGAAUGAUCGAUUAUAUGAUAAGGUGGGAAAAACAAAGAAAGUAAAGGAAGACAAGCCAAAGGAGGAGGAAGGCCUUGGGAUGAACAUCAAGAGUGUCAUUGUGAUCGCUUUGUUGAUGAUGUUGAUGCUGUUUGCUGUUCAUUGUACCUGGGUCACCAGUUCUGCCUACUCCAGUCCUAGCAUAGUGCUAGCCUCUUAUGGACAGGGCGGGAGCAGAACAAUAUUAGAUGAUUUCCGUGAAGCAUACUAUUGGCUGCGGCAGAACACACAUGACAAGGCCCGUGUUAUGUCCUGGUGGGACUAUGGAUAUCAGAUAGCAGGAAUGGGAAAUAGGACAACAUUGGUAGACAACAAUACAUGGAACAACAGUCACAUAGCCCUGGUGGGCAAGGCCAUGUCCUCCAAUGAAUCUGCAGCUUAUGAAAUUAUGCGUAUGCUAGAUGUGGAUUAUGUCCUGGUCAUCUUUGGAGGUGUCAUAGGUUAUUCUGGAGAUGAUAUCAACAAAUUUUUAUGGAUGGUUCGCAUUGCAGAAGGAGAACAUCCCAAAGAUAUUAGGGAAUCAGACUAUUUUACACCCCAAGGUGAAUUCAGAGUGGAUGCAGCUGGAUCAGAAACACUUCUCAACUGUCUUAUGUACAAGCUUUCUUACUAUAGGUUUGGUCAGUUGCAGCUGGACUUCCGCACCCCAAGUGGUUUUGAUCGUACACGUGGGGUAGAAAUUGGCAACAAGAACUUUGAGCUGACCCAUCUUGAGGAGGCCUACACCACAGAACACUGGCUAGUCAGAAUAUAUCGUGUGAAGGAUCUUGCCAACAGAGAACCUGUGCAGAGCCCGUCCAAACCUAACAAAAAAUCCAGGUCAAGUUUUUCUAGGAAGGGUAAGAAGGUGGGAUCCAUUAAGAACAAGCCCAAGAUAGUCAAAGGAAAAAAGAAGACAAGUUCCAAUAACAAAAAACCGCCCACAAAAUAGUCCUAAUAGUUAGCAAGCAUUUUUCGAAAUUAUUUGUUUUUCAUAUUUUAUUCAGUUUCUGGCUUCAAGGGAUUGUGUGCAUUGAUGCAUACACUUUGAUACAAGAAGAUGUACAUGCAAUGGGUCUCAGAGGUAAAUGUGUUCACACACCUACACACAGCAUACUUGCUCAGGAGACAGGGCUUUUAAAUCCUGUCUAAAUAGAGCAUAUAAAGAUUUCUUUUGUCAUGCCAUCUGUCAUACAUGCUUGUAGUGUGUGCUGUUCUUUAACAAUUCAACAACAGUCAUCACUUUCAAGCUGGAGUAUCCCCAAAUCCUUCCAUUCUGUUAUGUUUGUUGGUUGGAAAGAGACUUUCCUCUUCUCCUCUAAUUCCUGCUUAACUAGACAAAUAUAGACGAAUGUUUGAACAGCUUUUACAUGGUAGUUACAUGAAAACUUUGGCAAACUUGGUCAAACAUUUGUCCCAAUAUUUUUCCAGUUAAAAAGGGCCUUAAAUAAGCUGUCAGACAAAAUAUUGUUUCGUGUGUGUUAUCAUCAUUACUUUCUUUUCCCCAGGGUGGCAUUGAAUAUUUUAUGCCUGUUUUGUACAAUUUCAAGGUUUUAUGCUGUUAAGAACUGAGAAAAUGUGUAGCGAAAUUAGAAGGUCCAGAUGCAUUCAGUAAUGGUGCAUACGCAGUUUCAUGUGAUGUUCACCCAUUGUUGAGAAAAAUAAAACUUAACCUAGUUCACUCUCAAUCUUUGGUUGCAAUUUAAAAUGUAGCUUGGUGCAUGUUGAUAAAGGGAUGAGACCUAGACAUGUGUCAUGCAUUUGUUCUGUCAGUUUCAUAUUCAUCAUGUUAUUUGAGAACCCGUUUGGCAAUAUGCCAUCAGUUGUAUUUGAUGCAACCAUUCUUGUUUUUUUCCAGUUUUCUUUCUUAAUGCUUAAUAAUUUGGUUGGAAUUACACCAAUGCAUUGUUUGUGUAUUUGAUGUUUCAGUGACAUUAAUUAUGAUCAACAAAUACACAAAUGUUGGUUUAUUGAUUUAAUGAAACAGUGCUUCAUACUUUUCUUUUAGUUCAUUAUGUUUUUGGUGAGAGAUGGUAAGCUUUGUGUGGUUGUGAUGAUGUUUGUGUAGUCUGUUUGCCUCUGUGUGUGCAUACUGAAGUACAAGUGUAUACACCUGUAUCACACAUACAGACCGUUUACGUUUACAAAUGUGAUUGACAAGUUUUUAAAGGUGAUCAUGAAAAUAUAGCAGAAAUGAGUGGACAACAUCAACAUCAAUUGUAAUUAUGACAUCAGAAAGUCAUUGCUGUACAGAAUCUGCAAGUCUCUUUUUAUGGUGAGAGGAAAUAGAAUGCUUAUUGAUGUAAAUUAUGUUUACUCUGGUUAUGCAUUAAUUUUCUUAUUUUGUUAAGCAUUUUGUUGGUUUUUUUGUUUUAUUUCUGUGGUCUUUUCAGUUUGAAUUGAUAAGUCUUGUAUCAUUUGAGGUUCUAUUAUACAAGAGAGUUAAUAAAUUUUUGAUCAACCUGAUAUUAUCAAACAGUUGAUUUCGCUGUAUCAGUGCAUUUUGUAGCUAUUGUACCUUUAAAUUUUAGUUUUAUUGAAUUUUGUUUUCAAAAAGACAUUUUAAAGAAAAAAAAUUUAUUUAUAACUCGUUUUAAAGAAAGGCAUCUCUUGUAAAUUGUCCAUUUUAUCAAUCAAUGCUUUGAAAUAUUUAUGAGGGUCAGCAAGUUUAAGUUAGUGGUUUUCAUUUGGAUAUGGUCUUUAUAAUCGUAUGGUUCGCCUUCUUAUGACAAAAACAUAAGGAAAAUAAUAUUUUGUAGAUCCGUUCACCAAAAUGAACUUGCUCUGUCUCAGUGCCUUUGUCUGUUUGCACACAAUUAAGAUCAUGUGUUGUUGGUUUAGAAAUAAUAAAAACAACACAAAAGCCGCUUACAUGGAUGUCAUAAUGAACUGGGUGUUAUUUUUUUUAUUAUUAUUUUUAGGAUUCUGAGCCUAAACAGCAGAACUGUUGUAUAUAUCAUAUUCUUCAAACAACUUACAGCAUCAGUACAGGCCAGAAAGAUCUGAAUAGAUACGGCAAUUUAGAAGGCAAUCUCUUGAUAUUUGCCUGAUAACCAGUAAUGUAGAAUUGUGAGGAACAACAUUUCAGAUUUUUUUUUUUUUUCAUUUUAGUUCUCCCUGUUACUAGUGUUCAUAUUAAAAUAGGUUUUUAUUGGGCUUAAUUCAUGACUGCAAUUUGGGGGGAAAAAAAGAAACUUUAUUUUGUGUUUAUGGUUCCUCAACUUCUAGAUUUCGAAACAAGUGUUUCUCUUACUGUGCAAGAUAUUUGAGCAUAGGAGAAUUUUUAAAUACAUUUAAAAAAUGUGAAACAUUACAGUGCAAAAUAUACUCAUUUUUCCACCUUUCUUGAUGUUCACUGUUUAAUUUUGUUUUAAUGUAACUACUACUGUGGUUCUUGAAGAGAAUAUGGGCCACUCUCAGUUGUUGGAAAGUAUGUUUAGUUAAUGAAAUGCUGGCAUCAUAACCAUGUGUUUAUUAUCCAAAAAUGUAAAAUCCAUGCACUUACUACUGUAUUUAGAAGAGAGCAGAAUGCAAGAGAAGAAAGAUAUUUUACAUGGUAAAUACACUUCAAGCAUUGGAUGAAUGCAGUGCUAACCUACAUCUGUGAUGAAAAGAGUUGAAAAUUGUACUCACGUACCAAGUAUCAGGAAAAGCACUACUCUUUGAUGUUGAAAGUGUAUCUGUAACAAUGCAUGCAGAUCAGUUUUAAAUUUCACAUUUUUCAGUUAUAUAAAAUGAACAGAAAAGUUGUGCACCUGAGAGUGAAAGUGGAGGGUUCCCAAAGACUGCCUUAUAUAAUAGGUACAAGACAUUGGCUACCCUCUGAACUACUGAAACCUAAUCAUUAGUACAAUGGCAGUGUUUUACAGCAUUAGUGCUGCUGCUUGUUUGACAUAGCAUGUAUUGUAUGGUGUAGAAACAGCUGAAUAUGCUUUACAGGUGAAUAUCACACUUGAGGAGGUAUUUUUGAUGUUGGCUCAAGAAAUUUUAGCCAUUUAGCAGAGCACUGAAAGGGUUAAUAUCUAUAUUUAUGUUUGAAUCUCGCUUUGAGGAUUAUCAGCACUCCAGAGUAUCUUGUAGCUUGUGCAAGGCAUAGUGCCUGUCCUUCCAGUUGGAGAGGCUGAGAAGUCCAGGGCUGCAGUUUAAUCUUCCCAGUUAUGCAAUUGUAAGUUUUGGGCAGUUGAAGCUACAGAUUUGCCAGAAUUCAUUUUCAAAAAAGAAAACAGCUUUUACAACAAUUUUAUAAGUAUGCAUCAGUGGUACUAGUUCAAAAUGUAAAUAUUCUAUUGCGUGUUGAAGAGUGUGAAGCAAGAAAAAUAAAAUUUCAGAAAUUAAUAAUUUCCUCAGCGAGAGCUGUGUUGGUAAUACUAAAUUUAACAAACAUUUCAACGAUCUUAUGCUAAAUUUAACCUUUGAACUACAUACAUUUAUUUUCAAACUUCCAAAACACAUCAGAUUAGCAUAAGAAUUUUUUCUUUCUUGUUGAGCUUAGCAAUGUCCUAGGCUCAGGUUACAAUGAAAAUUAUUGGCAAUUGUUUCAUUGUUGGUUUUGGAGUCAAUUUUUCAUUUACUUGUACCAUCAGUUUUUGUUUAGAUGUUAAGGAUAAAAAGAGGAAGGUAUUUUUAGGAUGGUUUCUUCUAUGGAGAAAUAAAUUAUGUAUAUGCAGUUAAGUCUGUCUGAAUAUGCAUGUCAGGAUAAUGCAAACCCUAGUUCUUUGAACUCAUUUGAUAUAAUAUUAUCAAAUGAUAUGUUGGUGUCUUUUUUUUAUUAUUAUUUUUGCUCUCACUAGGACACCUGUUCACGAAGCACGUUUACCAGCUUUUUACUCUACCAGAGCAGGGUAGAUCGGUUCACAGAACAGCGGUUCAUGGACUCGGAUAGGCCUACCCAAAGCCCUUUAUCAGACGACAUUUUAUGCGGUGUCCCCCUUCCGUUAACUGUCUCCCAUCUGGAGUCAGGAGAUCAUGAUUGAUAAGUUUAGUCAACGUGAAUAUGAUCUUCUUUUUUUUUUCUAGAACAACAAACGGAACCAUUAUGAUACAGAAGUCUUCGUCGGUAAAUAUAUCGUUUUCAUCGAAUUCCUAAUCUGAGAGAAGGAGACGUCACUAAAGAAAAGGGGGGAACUAAACUUUGCAUUCGACAUUGUGCCUGGCGGUUUUCUCCGCUGGUUGGUUGUUUCCGAAUGAAAAUAAGUUAGUGUGUUUGUCUAAUACAUCAUUUGGUCAGAAUGAAUAAAUUCGACUUUCCAUAACUUCUUGCGUGCUUUUGCGAUUCUUUUUCUCGUUUUUAGUUUCACGGAUCUCACGUCUCGCCCUUUGACCCAAACACGUAUGAUGGGGAAUCCCCGCCGGCCGUUUUACUUCCUCGGCGGCUUAUGAAUCGGGUUCACCUCCUUGGCUAACAACUAGCGAACCUCUACCCAAGUUAGAGCAGUUUUACUCCAGGUAAAUUACCAUGCCCUUGAAUAUAAAACCAGGUUUUUAUGUCCUGCAUAAAUCAAAAGUAUAUUUUAUAUUUUCGUAGAAGUUUUAUUCUGUUCCAGAGUUACUAAACUAAGAGAAGCCGUUACCGACGUUUAACUAUGACUAUGUGGGUGCAGCUCACAUACGCAGACAUAAAAGAAAAUGUGUUCGGAAGGCUAAAAUCCAUUGUAAAGGUCCAGUGAGCCAAUCUAAACAUGCUCGUGUUCAGAGGGUAAAACACAAGCAGAACAUGCUUUGUAGCCAGCAACAAGCAGAAGUCUAUAAGGAGAACAACAUAACAAUGGAUGUAAUCAGCUGUACGUCUCAUUUGUAGGUGGAGUCUUAUUCAGCUACAUUUAGGUUACUUCGUUUUUCAUUCAAAAUUUCGCGCAGAACCAUGUUUCAACUGCAAAAUGUAAAACCCAUUGACCGAUGGAUCAUAAAAAAUCUCCGAUCCUUUUUUUAUUUUACUUUAUUUUUUGUAAAUAGAGGCGUGUGAAUUUUUUCAUUUUCAUUUAUUAUUUUGGAUUCCUAGUUAUAAAAGCAGGAAUCUAAGCAUCAUAUUCCGAGCUCACAUUUUCCGCCCUCCGUUGUAGUUAGUAUUUUCAAGAGUUCAGUAACGAAGACCAAAGAAGUGUCUUCAAGAGUUUAGUUUUGAUUGGGUCCUGUGUAAGUGUGACAGCGGUGAUAUGCCAAUAAUUGAAAGCCAUGUUCAGGAGUGUGCAGAGCAGCACGUAGUUGCUAUUUCUGAGUAUCUCUUGUGGUAACUUGUUUCCUACUUCUGACUUCAUGCCUCAAAAGAAGGAAGGAUAUGAUGACCGUGUUAAUACUUGCUUAGUGUCACUUGUUACUGAUUGAUGAUGUUACAAAUUAAAGAUGAAAUGUG
Molecule: messenger RNA, 7777 nt
Organism: Pomacea canaliculata
Lineage: Eukaryota; Metazoa; Mollusca; Gastropoda; Architaenioglossa; Ampullariidae
Product: dolichyl-diphosphooligosaccharide--protein glycosyltransferase subunit STT3B-like
Exons: 16
Coding region: 38-2380 (780 amino acids)
Biological process (GO): post-translational protein modification
Cellular component (GO): membrane
Molecular function (GO): dolichyl-diphosphooligosaccharide-protein glycotransferase activity
Source: RefSeq, a predicted model, not a curated record